AUGGCAACUCGGACAGAGAGGCUCGCUCAACCCAAACCCGACCACCUGAGAUACCCAGACCGGUAGACGUCAGUGGUGACUUUGUCUCCUGUAUGAGUGUCUUCUGUCUUUGUUUUCGUCUAAGGCCUCUUUUGUUUGCUUUGACAGACGCUCAGUUUACUGGCUGGAUCAUCUGCCGCCAGAAAAGACGGGGUCCAUCACCAAAACUGGUACCCUUCACUUUACCAACCUUAACAGCACUUUUCAUGUGGGGUUUUGUUUCGUUUUGUUUUGUUUUUGAUAUAAAGAAUGACUCUUUUCUUGCAGAGUUAACCCCUCGCUGGUUAGAGCUGUGCAGAAAUAAAAAGUCCUACGCUCCAAUCACGUAAAUAUGACAAGUUCUAACAUUUUUCUAUGUCUCUGAUUCUUUGCUUGUUUCUUGACUCUGUUUGCUAUUUCCUUAGUCUCUUUACAUGUCAGUAAGUUAGUAACACCGUGUAGUACUAACUUUAUGAGCAGCAGACAGAUUCGGCCUUUUAGGAGACGGGCGUAUUUUAAAGAUGUGCCUGAAAGGUUGAAACUCAUGUCUUUCUCUAAAUCAAUGUUUUCAUAUUCUUCUUUUUGGUUUUGUUUGCGCUGGCCCUUGAUAAUAACCAUUUAAACCAGAGCUCAACCUCCUCUGUUUGCAAGUUGUAGAUACGGCCCUGGACAGGCCUUGACAGAGACAGAAACUCAGUUCACCGCACUCUCAGCUGCAUCCUCAUCUUUAAUGGUUUAGUUGAUCAUGACUUUGAAAUGUCUAACUGAAUUUGCUCUGUAACUAAUCUCUUAACCAGGAUUAAUCGAGGGUUAGAUAUGGAGCAGUAACAGCAGCAAACAGCUGUGUCUGGAGUGAGGAAGCAGAGAGGAUUACGGUGCACUUGUUGCAGAUAUGUGACACUAUUGUCACCUCAUCCCUCAAUUUACAGAAUGCACAACUCAAAUCUGAGUCGAAGGAUCUAUUUGUAAGAAAAAUAGGAGUUUUUUAAUUCUUUUUGUCUCAUCAUCUUCUUCUUCACAAAGACACGAGCGAAAUGCAUUCAGCUUGAUGAAAUCACCUCCACAGGCAUCCGUUAAGAUCUUUCUAAAAUCACUGUCUGUCUAUAUUUAUCGUUCGUCUCUUGUUUCCUUUGCCCUUGUUUGAUUCCUUACUUUCGUUUUUCUGUCUCCUCAGGCAGUCAGUCAUUCCCUCUGUUCUUUUGUUACCUUUUCAUUUGCCCUCGCCUCAAACACUGCUGUCGUGCCCUUUUGCAUCUUCUUUCAUCAUGCUCUCGUUUUUCCUCCUCCUGUCUCCUGUUUCCGUCACUUCUCUCUUUUUCUCCCCCAGACUUUCACCUACAUGGGAGGUGAGUAAGUGGGCUCUCCAGGCUGUUGCAUCUGAUCGGUUGUGCCGGCUGGCUAAACCUCUGCAGCCUGCAGCUGGUUGGCAGCCGGAUCGGCCGCUGCUGGCCCCUGUGAGUAACUCAAACUAGGCGGUGUCUGUUUGUGUCUGGUCGUAGGGUUGUAGGCAGUUUUCCAAGGUUAUUCCAUGAGGGCCUUAAACCUUCAAAAAGUCUUUGAUUCAAAGCCAACUUGGCUUACCCAGCUUAUCAAUAACUGAUAAUAGUUGGUGAAGCCAAACAAGCAAAGGUUAUUGAAGGCUGUUAUGGUAGCUGAGGGAGGAAGUUUAUUUAAGUCCUUAAAGGGAUAUUACGGUGUAAAAUUAAUUUAGGGUCAAACACACCGUAACACCGAGCUGGACACCCCCUCAAGAGAUGAAUGUUGUCGACGGCUUGCUUCUCUAGUUAUACCAACUUUAGUAACGACCACAUGAUAGCAAUACACAACGGUCUGAGGAGUCAUAAACAAACCUCAACCAAAACGCCACUCUAUAGCCACAAAUAAUGCUCAGAACAGCACCUAACUUCAUCAACAGUACAUAUAGGGUCCCAGCCAUAGCACUAGCCACCAAACACAACUCACCUACUCUCUUCCAGCAGCCGCUUGUUUGUAGUGAGAUCUGGGGCCAGUCCAUUACGGACUGUUGCGGGUUGACGCAGCUCAAGGAAGAACAUUUAUGAUCAUUUUUUAUCAUUUCCUUGGAGUAAUAAUCAUCAUAUUAAUCAUUUUGCUCUGCAGACGCGGUAGUUCUUCUGCCUUAGCGUCUCGGUCUGAUUGCAUUUCCAUGAAGAAAUGAUUAUAAAUGUUCUUCCUUGAGCUGCGACACCCCACAACAGUCCGUAAUGGACUGACCCGACGUCUCAAUACAAACAAGCGGCUGCUGGAAGAGAGUAGGUGAGUUGUGUGAUGUCUCGAUCUGAUUGUAUUUCCAUUAAGAAACUACAUUUGGUAUAACUAGAGAAGCAAGCGGUCGGCAACAUUCAUCUCUCGAGGGGGUGUCUAACUCUGUGUUUGACCCUAAAUUAUGUUUACCCCGGAAUAUCCCUUUAAGCUUCUCAAUGACUCACAUUGUAUUUAUAGUUAAACAGAGCUACACAGACUGCCAUGCCCACUUCACGAAUUUGUCAGCUAGCCCAGCCAAGACGAAGGCCGGUUCUGGAGGGUGAUGACCACAAACCUAAACCUGAACCAACCACCCACAUAUCCUACAGAGCAUCCGCACACAUAGAGCUUCUUGCGAGUAAGUCUGUUUUUCUAUUACAAGAAAUUUCUAGAUUUUUCUUUAACUGAUAGAAUUAUUUUUGUCUCUGCAGCCCCAAAACACGACCACACCAAGUUCAGAGAAGAGCGCCCGGUGAGCUGGAUCGUCUCCAAAGCAGCGAGAAACUAUGUUGCGAGCAAAAGAGUUCUGGAGCUCUCCAGUCCAAAAGAGAGAACGGCGUUGUUUGAGGGAUACGACCCUUACGUAGUCAGCCGGGCAGCCCGAUCUGCCAGCUCCUCACCUCGGAUACAACAGCUCUCUCUGCCGCUGCCUCGAAAGUGCAGCUCAAAGAAAGAGGGAUGA
Messenger RNA from Xyrichtys novacula (pearly razorfish), 2962 nucleotides. The record is from the annotation of a GenBank genome assembly. Lineage: Eukaryota; Metazoa; Chordata; Actinopteri; Labriformes; Labridae.